This is a messenger RNA of Vigna angularis (adzuki bean), 3455 nucleotides long. RefSeq names its product topless-related protein 2-like. Gene Ontology annotation, molecular function: protein binding. The record is from RefSeq and is a predicted model, not a curated record. Gene Ontology annotation, biological process: regulation of DNA-templated transcription. Bases 197 to 3313 code for a protein of 1038 amino acids. The transcript is spliced from 24 exons. NCBI's taxonomy places the organism in Eukaryota, Viridiplantae, Streptophyta, Magnoliopsida, Fabales, Fabaceae.
AUCACUGAAAAACACAUCAAAAGAGCAUAGUUAUAAUUUCAUACUUUUCAUGUUCGAUUUUCAACCCUAGUUGUAAAUCCUUGUGUUUUUUUUUUUCAGCACCCAAAAGCUAUUAUUUGUUUGUCGUGUUCAAUUUCCAACCUUUGUUCUAAAUCCUUGCCUUUUUCUUCUAAUUCCAUACAAAUUAGAGGAAAAAAUGAAAUCUUUAAACCAAGAAUUGAUGUUUCUCAUUCUUCAAUAUCUUGAUGAGGAGAAUUAUAAAGACACUGUGCACAAGUUAGAACAAGAAUCAGGUUUGUUCUUCAAUAUUAAAUAUUUUGAAAAGAAAGUUUUGGCUGGAGAGUGGGACGAUGUUGAGAAAUACCUAUUUGGAUUUACAAAAGUUGAUGACAAUCGAUACUCCAUCAUGACAUUCUUCGAGAUUAGGAAGCAAAAAUAUCUAGAAGCUCUAGAUAGACGAGACAGAGUGAGAGCUGUUGAAAUUCUAGUGAAUGAUUUGAAAGUUUUUCAAUCGUUCAAUGAAUACUUGUUCAAAGAGAUCACAAAUCUUCUAACCCUCAAUAAUUUUAGGGAAAAUGCACAAUUGUCAAAGUAUGGUGACACUAAAUCAGCUCGAAAUAUUUUGGUAUUAGAGCUUAAAAGAUUGAUUGAAGCAAAUCCUAUCUUUCAAGAUAAACUCACAUUUCCUUCAAUUAAAUCAUCUCGGUUAAGAACCUUGAUUAAUCAAAGUGUGAAUUGGCAGCAUCAGUUGUGCAAGAAUCCAAUGCCAAAUCCAAACAUUAAAACUUUAUUUAUUAACCAUUCUUGUUCACCUGCAAAUGGAUCUCCCUCACUUGGACAACAUGUUGGGCCAUUUACACCAUCCCAAUCUGCAUCUAAUGUUAAUACUUUAGUGGGAUGGACAUUGAAUGAGAUUCAGUCCACAUCUUCCCAAAUACCUGUAGGUGUUGCUUCCUCAUUGUCUGCUCCCACACAUCAAGCCUCCAAUGCUCUUGGAAUGUUGGAUUAUCUACACAAUGAUCAAGGACAACUAAUGACACAAAUGCGAACUACACAACGACAUGUAGAAGAGGCUACGUACAAUGCUACACCGCAACAAACAUCUUCCAUCUUUGAUGAUCUUCCUAGAAUUGUUGUUUGUACAUUGCAACAAGGUUCAACAAUUACAACAAUGGAUUUUCAUCCUUCUCUUCAUUCAUUACUUGCUGUUGGUUGUGCAAAUGGUGAUAUUUCACUUUGGGAAGCAGGACAUCAACAAAGAAUUUUAUCAAAUCCUUUCAAAAUAUGGAAUAUUUCUAUUUGCUCUGUCUUAUUUCAGAAUGCACUUUUGAAAGACCCGUCUGUAUCCAUUAAUCGUGUAUUAUGGAGUGGUGAUGGAGAUUUUAUUGGGGUUGCUUUUACAAAACAUUUGAUUCAUUUAUAUAUCUAUCAAGCACCUAAUCACCUACAACCAUUUUUAGAGAUCGAUGCUCACGUCGGUGGUGUUAAUGACUUGGCUUUUUCUAAUUUGAACAAGAAUUUAUGUAUUGUAACUUGUGGAGAUGACAAGUUAAUAAAGGUAUGGGAUUUGAACGGAAAAAGGCUUUUCAACUUUGAAGGUCAUCAAGCACCUGUUUAUUGUAUCUGUCCUCAUCAAAAGGAAAAUAUUCAGUUUGUAUUUUCAACUUCUAUUGAUGGGAAAAUCAAGGCAUGGUUAUAUGAUAACAUCGGCUCUCGAUUGGACUACGAUGCUCCUGGACAGUGGUGCACCAGAAUGCUCUAUAGUACUGUCGGAAAUAGACUGUUCUCUUGUGGGACAAGUAAAGAUGGAGAUUGUUUCCUAGUUGAGUGGAAUGAAAGAGAAGGAUCACCAAAGAGAAGAUAUUUUGGGUUUGGAAAGAAAUGUAAUGGAAUUGUGCAAUUUGACACAACAAAGGGUCGUUAUUUGGGUGCUGGUGAAGAUAAUCAGAUUAAGUUUUGGGAUAUGGAUAAUGUCAAUGUCUUGUUUAGUACAGAUGCUGAAGGAGGUCUUCCUAAUCUCCCUCGUUUGAGAUUCAAUAAGGAAGGGAAUUUGCUUGCUGUUACAACAUCAGAUGGUGGUUUCAAAGUCCUUUCUAAUUCUGAGGGCAUUAAAUACUUUAGAUCUCAUCAAACACUUAAAGCUCCACUUGGAACAAAGAAUGGGAGUGAUUCUAUUCCUAGAUGCAUAGAGAGGAAAGGAAGUUUGGAUUAUGCAUCGCACAAGGCUAAAGUUUGGGAAACAACAGAAAUAAUUGACCCCAUUCAGUGUAGAACAAUUACUCUCACAGAUAAUGCAGAUCCCACUAACAAGGUUGUUCGCCUUAUUUACACAAAUUCUGGGGUUAGUCUCAUUGCUCUUGGCUCAAAAGGGAUUCAGAGGUUGUGGAAAUGGAGUCGUAAUGAAUUGAAUCCAAAUGGAAAGGCCACAGCAAGUGUUGUUCCACAACUUUGGGAACCGAAUAAUGGUAUUGUGAUGAUUAACGAUGUUCCAAACUCUUCUGAAGCAAUAUUUCCCUGCAUGGCACUCUCAAAGAAUGAUUCCUAUGUUAUGUCUGCAUGUGGAGGAAAAAUUUCAUUGUUCAACAUGAUGACUUUUAAGGUUAUGACAACUUUUAUGCCACCUCCACCUAUUCCGACCUGUCUGGCUUUUCAUCCUAAAGAUAACAAUAUUGUUGCAAUUGGGAUGAAUGAUUCCACAGUUCAUAUUUAUAAUGUCAGGGUGAAUGAGGUCAAAUCUAAAUUGAAAGGUCAUCAUGAGUGUAUCACUGGUUUAGCUUUUUCAGCUCGACUCAAUAUACUGGUUUCAUCAGCCGCUGAUGCUCAGCUUUCUUUUUGGAGCAUUGACUCGUGGCAUAAGAAAAAAUCAGUAUCAAUCCAAAUGCCUAAUGGAAAUACACUUGUUGGUGAUACUCAAGUGCAAUUCAACAAUGAUCAAAUACGCUUGUUGGUGUGCCAUGAGACUCAACUUGCAAUAUAUGAUGCUUUUAGAAUGGAAUUGAUUCAAAGCUGGGUAGCACAAGAGUGGUUGAUCGGUUCCUUAUCAUGUGCAACAUAUUCAUGCAAUAGCCAACUAGUUUAUGCUACUUUCCCUGAUGGAAAUAUUGGAAUAUUUGAUGGGAACACACUCAAGGUCAAAUGUCGUCUUGCUUCAUCAGCAUACCUACAUCAACCCACAAUAAUAAGGAAAAAUGUGUAUCCUAUAGUUGUUGCAGCUCAUCCUGAUGAGCCUAAUCAAUUUGCAAUUGGACUUUCUGAUGGCUCAAUUAAGGUUAUUGAGCCUAGGGAGUGUGAUACCAAAUGGGGAAAUUAUUAAGACAUAUGUUGAUAGUGUGACGAAAUAUGGCAAUAAUCAUCAAAAUAAUGUAACUUUGAGCACUUUCAAUUAAAGAUCUUAUUCAUUUACAUCAUUUUAAACUUUUGGUUCCUUCGUUUUUUUUUCCCGAUGAUAUGGUGUA